Messenger RNA from Caenorhabditis auriculariae, 14569 nucleotides. The record is from the annotation of a GenBank genome assembly. NCBI's taxonomy places the organism in Eukaryota, Metazoa, Nematoda, Chromadorea, Rhabditida, Rhabditidae.
AUGAGAUGUUCGAUUCCGACGCUUGACGCCAAGUUGGAAAAGGCCUUCGCCUGGUACACACGACAUCUUCUCGUUGAUUAUUAUGCGGUAAAUUUUGAAUUUGAUGUAGGAGCACCAGAUUGGUCUUCAAAGGGCCCCUUGAAGGUUCCCCUAUAGGGGCUCUAAAGCUUGCAAACCAUGACCACUCUAGGGGUUUUAGCUAGUAGCCGCUUGAGGGAAGCAUGAUAGUGAUACCUAUACGUCUUUUUACUUAAGAACUCCAGAGUGGUCCCUAUAGGGGUAGCUUUAUUUGUAACGUGAUCCCUUUAACUGAGGUUUAAGCGAUCAAGUGUAUCUUUUUGACUCUUAAAUAGGUCACAAAAUCAAAAGAACCCUAUAGGGACCAAUUUUUUGCCCCUGAAGGGCCUGUUCUUUUCUCUAACCUCUCUGGGGAUCACUCGAACUUUAGGGGGGCAAAACUUGAACCCCUAUAGAGGCCAACUAAAAAUAACCCCUGUAGGGACCACUUUUUUGUCUUUUAUAUGGGCUGUUUCUCCCGUAACCUCUAUAGGGACCACUCUGAAGCUCCUAAGUUUCUCAAAAAUCAUAAAAAAAGAAUCAAGAGACCCCUAUAGGGACCACUCAUGUUUCAGGGGCUCAUGGGAGGCAUCUCAAACACUUAUAGAGACCUCCCUUUUGUCCCUCAUAAGGACUUGUUUCCGCAACCCCUCUAGUGACCACUCUGCCGUUUCUAAUUAGAAUGGCUUGAGGAUGCGUUGAGGUUUUAGUUAGAAGCUGAGCGUUGAAAGGGUCUAGCGCAAGUCGUUUUUGGUCGGGAUGAAUGAUAACCGAUUUUCUGAAGUUAUUCGUUUAGUUCAACUUUUAUAGGUGUUGCAACGACUCGAAAGUGUUCAUUUUCGUUUUUUUUCUGUUCCCAGUGAUUCUAAAGCUAGGAAUGUAGUUGGUACAUAAUUUUUAGACUUCAAUUUUGGUAUCGCACUUGAGACUAGAAUUAUAUUAUUAUAUAGUAUGAAUUAUGGAUUUUCGGCCGCAUGUAGAAUGGUUCAACACGUUGCGGUCGCACUGAGGUUUUAGUGCCUCAUUUUUUACGAAUCAAAAGCGUUUUUCGAGGUUAAUAGUCGUUUUUUAAAGGUUUCGAACUCAUUAUAGACUUCUAAGCAUCUCAGAAAAGAUAAUUGACCGAUUUUUCAUUUCCUAAACCUUCUGAAAAUUCAGAUUUUGAAGAAAAAAGCCGUUUUUUUCAGAUUUUCCUUAUCGGUCCAUUGAUCCUGACGGGUAUUUGCGGAUUUGGGUUCCGAUGGGUGAAUGAAUUGACCCUUCUGGAUGCCAGGAAGCUUUAUACUCCCAGUUAGUGCCCCUUCCUGGCAAGAGGAACGCGUUUUCAGUGAGGUAUUCUGAAGAAAAUGACGGAAAAAAUGAGUUUUUUCCAGCUCUGGCCGGUGAGAUCCGACGAAUUCCUCCCGGAAAGGACGUUUCAAUGGAAUCGAUACCUGUAUUUGGUGGUCCAUGGACGGCCUUUUGAGAAUGAUACCUACCCGAAUUUGUUGGAAGGUCUUGGAAAGAACCGAAAAAAAUCAGUUGGUCGCAUUUGGAAAGGCUCAGAGCCGUUAUUUUGGAUGAGGUUGACAGAAAGUCGCUCAAGGUCGGGCGCAGCUGUAGAUUCAUCUUUUGUCGGAAAAGCGCGACCGCGACGCGUCAAGCCAUUCCAAGUGCGACCAGAAAAAGAAAAAAUAGAACUUGAAGCAAUGAUUUCAGUUUCCAGGCACCUAUCUCGACGAUAUUGCCAAAAUUGAAAACGAAAUGGCGACCGAAGUGAAAUUCAAGCCAGAAAUUUUCUCCAAAUUGAAAUUUCCCAAUGAAACGGAGCUCUUGGGAGCUUCUGAUAGCGAAAAUCUCAAUGAUACCUUGACUUUCCAGGUAUUUUUCACCUUAUUAAGGUAAUUAAUUAAGAUAAUUUCAGGAUGUAUGUAUGAACUGGUACGGGGACUGUUAUCGGGAGAAAAAUGUCAUCGAAAUGCUCAAAAGACGGCAUGAACUCGACGCCAGGUGGGUUGUUGGUUCGAGUCCUGUCGAGGGAUUUUUUGUCAUUUUUUAAAGAUUUUUAAAGAGUUUUUUUUUUGGACGUUCUUCAACUUUUUUUGUAUUAUUAGUUCGAAAACCAUUCAGAAUAAAAAAAUAUUUCUCAAAAUUCGACGACAGGAGGGUCCUUGGUUCGAGUCCUCUCGAGGGAUUUUAGAUUUUUGCCAUUUCCGGAAGAUGUUUUCAAUUGAUUUCUUCACACGUUGCUCAAUUUAUUUAGUGGUUUCAGUUCGAAAAAUCUUAAAAAAAUCGAAAAGUUUCUCACGAAAUCGACGCCAUUGGGCUUGCUGGUUCGAGUCCUGGCGAGGAAUUCUAGAUUUUUGUCUUUAUUUAAUGAUGCUUGGAAGUGAUAUUUUUGAACGUUGAUUUUUUGUAACGUCACCUUGAUUUUCUAAAAUAAGGAAGUUUCCUGAAAAUCGACGCCAUUUGGGUUGUUGGUUCGAGUCUUGUCCAGGGAUUCUUGAUUUUUGCCAUUUUUAAAAUGGUUUCAUUGCACAUUUUUCACGUUUUUUUUUGUAAUACUAGUUCAAAAAAACAUUUUUUUAAAAAAAGUUUAUUUUUGAAAAUUCGACGCUAGUUAGGUUUUUUUGGUUCGAGUCCUGUCCAGGAAUUUUCGAUUUUUGCCAUUUUUUGAAUGCCUUUUUCAAAAAAUGGCAAAAAUUUAAAAAUGUUUUCUUCGAACCUCAUGCAGUUUUUUUUUCAUUUUGUUAGACUUUUGCGACCUUUUCAAGUGUUUUCUUUGCUUUUUCAUAUUUUUUUGUAUUUUUUUACACUGGAAUCCUCAAAAAAACUAUGUGAUAUUCAAAAAACUCGACGCUCGGUGGGUUGUUGGUUCGAGUCCUGUAGAGGGGUUCCGGAUUUUUGCCAUUUUUGAGGAGAGUUUCUAGUGGUUUUUUGUACUAUUAUCAUCAUUUAGAACAUUUUUUUUUUGUUAAAGUUCUUUCUAAUUGGCUGAAAACCGUGACAAUUCCUAAGUUUUAUCGUUUUCCAGAGGAAUCGCCGUCACUUUUCCCCAAGUAAAUCAGCAAGGAACGCCGAUUUACAUUGCCUUUGUGAUUGGCGGCGUCGAUACCUUCCCAAAUGACACCAUCAAAGUACAGUAACCUCGGCUACCGUAAUAUUUUCAUAUCUACAGUACGCCCGAGCGAUGAGACUCUGGUAUUUUCUGAGAUUUGAUACGCCGGAGGAGGAUCAUUUGGCCAAGCAGUGGGAAGAUGCUGCCGAGAAGUUUGUCACGACCGAAUAUGCGAAUCAUCCGACUAUUCAGGUUAGCUGAGUGUGACUAGUUAUUGCUCAUGUUAGAGAAAAUCGGAAGCUUUCUGUUAACCUCACUUUUGAGGAUACUUUCUUCAGGAUUUUUAUAAAUUUUUGAGAAUUAGGACAUGUACUCAAGUAAAAAAUUAGCUUGAAAUGACAGUUUAUUGCUCAUGUUAUAGAAUUUUGAAAAAUUUGUCAGUUUUAUGUUAGCCUUAUCUUUCAAGAUAUUUUCUGGAAUUUAAUAAGUUUUUUGGAAGUUAUGGCAUAUACCCCGGUCUGUGACUAUCCACGUCAAGAUUAGCUGAGAAUGACAAUUUAUUGCUCAUGGUAGAUAAUUUUAAACAUUUUCUGAAGCUCUCUGUUAGCCCUAUUUUUGAAGAUAUUUUUUUGGAAUUUUAUAAAUUUUGGAAGUUAUGGCAUAUACUCCGGUCUUUGAUUAUACAGGUCAAUAUUAACUGAGGAUGACUGAUUAUUGCUCAUGUUAGGGGAACUUGAAUAUUUUGACUGUCAAAUUUUCUGUUAGCCCUAUUUUUGAAAAUACUUUUUCGGGGAUUUUCAAAGUUUUUGGAAGUUACGCAUACACUCCGGUUUGUGACUAUUCAGGAAAAUAUUAGCUGCGGAUGACUGAUUAUUGCUCAGAUUAGAGAAGCUUGAAAUUUUUGACUGUGUACUGUGACUAAUCAGGUCAAGAUUAGCUGAGGAUGACUAAUUAUUGCUCAUAUUAAAGGAACCCGGUGUUUUCGUCUAUUUUUGUGAGCCAUCCCCUCCUUCUGGGCAAGUUCAAUUCUUUACUCCCUCAUGUAUUUUUUGAGAAAAGAAAUAAGAGAAGAUCGAAAAGUAUUCCGAAUCUUCAGUGUCACAUCAAGCACUCGCGGAUCCUGGACCAAGGCCUGACCAGAAACGCAAAUCGCCUCAAACCGUAUUUCAACGUAACAAUCGCCGUUCUGGUCAUGUUCACGGCGUUUUACUCCGUCAAAUGGUACUUCCAUACCAGGGAUGGAGAGUGGACCGGUUCGUGGAAUUCCAGCAUUUUUUUGGUCAAGAAAAACGAAAAUAGCAUCAGUUCAAUGGCACUAUGGCUAAUAAUUAGUCUGCGAGAAAAAAAAAAGAUAGGAAUUUAUAUUUUAUAAUUUUAGAAGACGAAUCUAAUUAUCUUUUUUUCCUUGUGUUAAUCGUCAAUUUUUUUCUCAUGGAAACGAUAUUUUUUUUGCUUGCUUUAUCAUUAAGUAAUUUUUGAUUCAUAUAAAAAUCUUUAGAACCUUCAAAACUUCAAAUAUUUUAGUUCACCUUGAAGCCAAUAUUCAUUUUUUCAACGUAGUUAGACCGUGAAAAAGUGGAAUUUUCAAUUUUCAUCAUCAAAUGGCGGACAAAUUCAAUAUUUGAUCAUUUUCCUUGUGUUCAUCGUUAAAUAGGGUGACCUUAAACCGGUUCUAAUUUAUUUAUUCUUUUCACCUUGUGGAUGAAUAAAUUAUUAUUAUUCCAAAUUGUCUCCUGGAAGCGACUUUUUUGAACUUGAUUUUUUAAAAUUAAGCCUUGAUUUGUAUAAAAUUUGUUAAGAGCUUCAAAACUUCAAAUAUUUCGGCCCAUCCCGAAGCUAAUAGUUUUUCAACUUAGUUGUGCUCUGAAAAAUUAAAAUUUUCAAUUUUUAUCGUCAAAGGUCGCAGAAAUUUUAUAUUUGGUCAUUUUCUUAGUGUUUAUCGUCAAACUUUCUCUUGGAGACGACUUUUUUGAGCUGUAUUUAUCAUUAAUGAACUAUUUGAUUUUCCAAAAAAAUUCUUUAGAAGCUUCAAAUAUUCGAAAUUAUCUGACCUUUGUUUUUUUUUCAAACCCUUGAAUCUUUGAAAAUUUCAGUCCACAUUGAUUGGCUUCGAUCCAAACCGAUGUUAGCCUUGGGCGGAGUUCUUUCGUCGGUGCUAGCUAUAAUUAGGUUGGUUUAAUGCUCUAAAAAUUUCAUGAUCCAAACAUUUUCCAGUGGGAUCGGCUUGAUGCUGUGGUUCGGCAUGUUCUUCGCAGAAAUCACUCUGAUCGCUCCAUUUUUGGUUCUUUGUGAGUAGAUUUUUGGUAACUUUGAUUAUUUUUUUUGAUUUUUAGCGAUUGGUGUGGACGACAUGUUCAUUGCGGUCGCUGCCUGGCACAAUACGGAGAUGAAAUUUCCGGGUUUGUUUUAGUUUUUAUUUCAAAGAGAGUAUAAAAGAAGGUCCGAAUUUUUUGGAAAUCGGCCAAAAAACUUUUUGGUGUAUUAGGUUUAUCUUCUCAAAAAUAAAACUAACAGAACUUCCUAGUUUUAGAGAGAAAUCGCUUUAAAGACUGGUAUUUUUUUCACCGAGUUCUUAGUGAAUUUUGAAGUUUCGAGUAAGGUAGUCAAUAAAGUUUCCUAUUUUACCAGAAAGAUUAUCUAAAAUCUUGGGAGAAAAUUGAGUUUUUCAGAGUAUCUAAUUCUUCAAAGACUCUUUGGCCCACUGCCAAAAAAUCUCAACUUACAAAACUUCCUAGUUUGCGAGAAAAAUAGCUCCAAGGCUCUAAUUUCAUACAGAAUGUUUAAAAAUGCAAGUUUUGAGGUAUCGGUUUUUGAAAAUCAUGAAGUUUUGACAUUGGGGAUUUUUCGGUGAGUUUUUAGUAAAUCAUGAAGUUUUUACCUUUCGUGUAAGGUAGUCAAUAAUUUUUUUCCUACUUUUCCAGAAAGAUCUUAUAAAAAUCUUGGGAGAAAAAUUGAGAUUUUCAGAGCUUCCAAUGCAUAAAAAAACUUUUCGGCCAACAAAAAAAUUGAAUUUUUUUGAAUAAUACUAUAUUUCUCUCUGUUUGGUUAGAAACUCAGGAUUUCCAGGAAGAUUUCAGGAAAUGUUGUGAGAAAAAUUAGGACUUUCAAUGCGCCCAAUGCAUCAAAAACUGGUCGCCCCAGAAAGUUUAAUAAUUUCUUAGGAAAUUAUAAAUCUUUGGAAUUAUAUCUCUAGGUUGGACAUGAAAAAAACUAUUUAUUUUUUGAGAAAGUUCUGAAAAAUCGUGUGCAUAAGAGACUGUUGGCCGAGUGCUAGAGAAUUGUAAAUUUUUGAAUAAAAUUAUGUCUUUUUUUGGUUUGGUUAGGAGCUCAGAAAAACUUUCUCGUUUUGCAGGAAAAUUUCAGAAAAAGAUGUAAGAAAAUUUUGAAUUUUCAAAGCAUCCAAUGCAUCAAAAACUUAUUGGCCAAGCGCCAGAAAGUUCUGAAUUUUUCGAGUAAAAUACUAUCUCUUUGUUAGGUUAAGAAGGUGUUAAUAUUUUUCCAGGAAAGUCUCAAUAAAUCGUGGAAAAAAAGACUUUCAGAAACCUAAUGCAGCAGAGACAUUAUAUGAUUUUAAUAAAACUAUUUCUUUUUUUUUAAAGGAAAGUAAAAAUAUUACCUCAUCCUCCACUCUGAAAAUAAAAGUUUGGAACACAAAAAUAUCCCCUCAUUUUCCAGGAAGGUCCCACAAAAUCUUGAAAGAACGAAUGGUCGAGGCAAUGUCCGAGUCGGCUGUCGCCAUUUUCAUCACUUCUUUCACGGAUGUUCGUUUUUAUUCUGUCAUAAUAGCCAUGGUAUUUACUUUAAGGUGCUCUCAUUUGGGGUCGGAACGAUCACGGAUAUCAUCGCUGUCCAAGGGUUCUGUGCCAUGACCGCCUCUUGCAUGUUUUUCAUGUUCAUUUAUCAGGUUUUUCUUUGGUUUCGAUGUUUUAUGUGUUGGAAUUGAAUAGGAGUUUAGCCACGUUUUGUCAGAUAUUUUAGAAAAAAAAAUUUGAAGAUGAGUGAUUUUUUUUCGGAGUUUUUGCAUGAGAAGGUUGAAAAGUUUUGAAUUUGAGAAGGAAAAAUUUGAGUUUAUUGACUCAAAAAUUUGUAAAGUAUGUUUAAAAUUGAGCUCUUUACUACUAUUUUACUUAAGGUGCACUAAAAAGCAAAAGAAAAAUCAGAAAAACCAGAAAAUUAAUUUCUAAAUCGGACCUUUUCUAGCCUUUAUUAUGAGGAACAUUGAAGGUCCUAGCUAUUUUUAAAAAAUAUUUUUCAAAAAAAUUGCUGUUUUUUUGAAAAAAAUUGAUUGUAAUGGGAACCUACACAUUCAACUUUGCUACAAGAAAAAUUUGAUAUAAUUCAAAAAAAGAUUUUAAGGUCACUUUCUUCGCUUCAUUGAUGGUGAUUUCGGCAAAGGCUCAAAUGGGCGGAAGGAACUCCUGUUUGCCGUGUUUGAAGGUGAUUUUAUUAGAGAAUGGGGAUGAAUUUGGUUAUAAGAUAUUCAAAAUUUUGUCUGGAGACCUUCGAUAAAUGAAAAAUUUCGAUUUUCAGCGUUUUUUAAGCCUAUCGGAACAGUUAAAUGCGUUUCAUUUGAAACAUUUCAGAUUGAGAAGUAUCUCAUCUUUGGAGAUUAUUUAGCGAAAAGAUAGAAAGUUUAAAUUUGAAAGAAACGAAGAAAAAGGCAAAAAAAUCGAAAGAUGGUGAUUUUGUCCAUAGAGCAACUUUACUGCAAAAACGCGCUUUUGGCGAUGGUACGACAAAAUCUCAAGUCCGCAAAUCUCGAGGACCGUAAUCUUGUGUACGCAGAUCUAAAGUCCCAUAAUCUUGGAGACCAAAAUCUUGGAAACCACAAUCUUGGAAACCACAAUCUUGGAAAGCAAAAAUCUUCCUUUUUAGUCUUCUUUAUUGCACUUUAUCUACUUAUAUUCUCUUGUUUGGAUCACCGAAUACAAUUUCUGAUAAAAUCUAUUCGCAAAAGCGUUGAUUUUUACUUUCCAAGAUUGUGGUUUCCAAGAUUUUGGUCUCCAAGAUUAUGGGACUUUAGAUCUGCGUACACAAGAUUACGGUCCUCGAGAUUUGCGGACUUGAGAUUUUGUCGUACCAUCCUUUUGGCAAAAAUUUGUCCAUAGAGCAAUUUUACUGCAGAACGCCCCCUGACAACUUUGUCCAUAGAGCAACUAUAUUGCGUGCUUUUGGAAAACUGUUUUCUUCCCGACUUUUAAUUUUUUUUUUCUGAAAAAAUAUCUACAGGCAGACCGAGUUUCAGAGUCUUUUUUGUUUUAGAAAAUUUCUCAAUGUCAACCACGUUCGGAGCUUGAUUUUUCAGACCGAUGACAUUUAUACAAACGAGGAUGGAACCUUAGAACCUCCCUCCAAAUCAGUGGGCUCCGAAAAAUCGAAUGGAAAAAAAGAAGUCGUUUCGAUCCACACGAUCGCUGUGAACAGAACGGAUGAAGCUUCGGCUACGGUUUGAAUAAAAAAUAAAGAAAAGGGAUUAAUUUUGGGUUUGAGGGAGCUGAUAAGAAAUCCUUGGACAGUUCACCGGACCCCUCGCAAAUCCACCUGGCAAUCAAGAGUCGCGGGGCGAUGGGACCUUUUUUCAGGUAGUUCUUGGAGAGAAGCUUCUGCGCUCCAUGGAUAAUCAAACAUUCAGGGUCAUGAAUCGAUUAAUAAUCGCUCCUUUAAAGUCUUGGUUUUCAAAAUAAUUUAUUUUAAGCUUACUGUAGUUUUUCUAACUUUUAUCGUUAGAGCGCACAAGCCUAGAAUAAUGAGCCUCUUCAUUUUCUUGAUUUAUAAUGGUUCUUUUUGAGCCCCUUCUAAGUAGAACUUUCCACAUUCAAAAAAUUGGAAAUUUUUAAUUUUUCGAGGGCAAGAGAUAGCUCAGAGCUUCCUGAACAAUGACUAUUUAUUUUUUCCGUUCCUAAGAACCCUUCCAUUUUCCAGAGACCACUACGUUCCCUGGCUUCUCAACUGGAAAACGAAGAUAUUUUUCCUCCUGGCCUUCAUAAUUUAUUUGGGCAUCGCCAUUUACGGGAUUACUGUAAUGCCGCAAGGAUUGGACUACGAUAAGCUUCUCCUCCACUCGGAUCCGCUUGUCGAAGCGUUGCGGAGGGAAAUCGAGCUCUUUCAUGGAGGAGACCAGGUGAAUUGGUCGCAUUUGGAAUGGCUCAAAGCGUUGGGGUAGCUUUUCGUAAUGCUGUAGAUCUCAAAAAAAAUUGCUCCGAUUCUCAAAAUACUUUUUAAUAUUGAUGAAGUUUCCCCUAGACGUCAAGAUGAGCCAUUUCCGGUUACUGUAUCCGGGUUACGGUAGGUAAAUGGUCACCUGCGUAUCUAAGGAACUACGCUUUUUUUCUAGACUUCUUCUUUAUCUAUUGAUAGGGGAUUGAGUUCUGGGAGCUUCUACAGUACUUCACUUUUCAGGUUACUGUAGAAUUUUUGAGAAACGAUAGUUUUCGUUUUUUGAAAAAUGAUUGUUUUGGCCAUUGUACAGAAAGGAGCCGCGCAAGUAGUUUUAGGUCCGGCGCAACACAAUAUAGCCUACAUAAUACUCGCUACCGUAAGCAAAACUUACCGUAUCCAGAUCGAAGUCGCGGUCCAAAACGCGCCUGACCUUCUACAACCUUCCAAUAGAGAUUGGAUGGAACGAGUCGCCCAGGAAUUCGAGAAUAUUUCUUACUGUAGGUGCUUCUUACGGUAGAUUUUAUGGAUACUGUAUUUCCAGCCCUUGGCGCCAAAGGAACCUCCUUCUGGUUAAGGGAAUAUAUCAAGUAUAGCAAUCUGACGGGCUCUUAUUUGAACGACGAUCGAGAAUCCUGGGUCAUUGGCGUCUACGAAUGGUCCCAUCUGUUCGCAUUUUACAAACUCUGGUGGGUUCAAAAAGAAGCUGAAGGGAGAAUUGAAGGUCCUUUGAAGGUCCCAGGACUUUGUCUGGGCCAACCAGACUGACUACGAGACGUUGAACCUGACGUCGUUCCGGUUCCGAAUCGGCGUCCAUCGACUCUCGACCCCGACGGAUCUGGUGAUGAUCACGGAGGAGCUCCGUGGCGUCGCCAAUCGACAUCCUGACCUCGGCAUCGUCACUUAUCAGCAGAGUCGAGCCAUUGCUGAUCAGGUAGGGGGAUCGGCUCCUGAAGUUCUUAACUUGGCUGAAUUUUGAGAUUUUUUAGUCCUGCACUGACCAGUUUAGGUUGUACUUUUUUGUCUAGGAUACCUAUACCUGAAAUGUAUUUUUCGAGCUUCAUUUAACAUUUUUGGCUCUAGUUGGACAGGUUUUCCUAGCUGAAAUCUAAACUUCUGAAAUACUUGGAAUUAUUUUUAGAGUUUUUAGUCCUGCUCUGACCAGUUUAGGCGGUCUUUUCUGUAAAAUCUGGUUUUAUUUCUAGAAUAUUUUGAACUGAAGUGAAUUUUCUUUUCUUGGCUCCUCUUGGACAGUUUCUAUUCUCUUUUAGUUGGGCUAUGAACUCCUGAAAUUUUCCACCGCUGAUUAUAAUUCACGAUUGUUCAGUUCAGUUUUUAACGGUGUAAAGUGUACUUUUUUGUCAAAUCGGAUUUUGGUUCUAGGUCACCAAGAACUUAAGGAAAACCCUUUAAUCUUGAUAAAAUGUUCUCUGACCCCAGUUGGACAGUUUCUUCUAGCUGGGCUCUGAAAUCCUGAAUAUCUCGACCGCUUGUCUAUAUUUUGAAGUCUUGCUUCGAAAAGUGUGGACUGUACUUUUUGUCAAAUCGAAUUUUAAGUCUAGUAUGUCUAUAACUGAUGUGAAACCCUUCAAUCUUGUUACUCCAUUUCUAGAAUCCCAUUUGACAGUAUUUUCUAGUAGGCCCUAAGCUUUCAAAGUCGUGCUUUUAUAGUUUCCUUAAUCCAGUUCCCAUUUUAUCGAUGGCUUAUACACUUUGAAAUUCUGAUUUUCCGAGCGCAAGACCUUGAAACUCUCAAAGAUAGAAGUUUUUAGAAAUUCACUGUUUCCCAGAAAACAGAUGUUACCAGGACGAGGAAGGUCAUUUCCAUUUUUGGUUGGGAACUUCUUCAAAAUUUGCUAUAGCCCAUUGACGUAACAGAGAGGUAUCCUGAAAGUUUCAACCUGAAAAGCUUUCUACUUUUUGAGAAAUAAAGGCUUGAAGCCUCAAAAUGGCUUACUUUUAAGGUAUUUAAGGGCUUUCUUGGACUUUAAGUUGUCCUUUCUCAAAAACAAAAAAGUUGUGCAGGUUUUGGCUUUCAGGAUAUUUUCCUGGCACAUCGAUGAUUCAAAUUGAAACCUUGAAAUUGACUUGCAGCUGAACGUCAUCCUCCCUUCUACGAUCCAGAACGACUCGUUGGCCAUGAUCUGUAUGAUUCUGGUCGCCUUGGCCUUCAUUCCCAACCCACUCUGUGCUGUUUUCAUCUCCCUGGCCAUGGUCACCAUUGACAUCGGUUUUUUGGCUCUUCUCCAACAAAAACAAGAGUUUUUCAGGGGUCAUUGGGUUUUUGUCAUUAUGGAGCGUGAAGCUGGACCCGAUCUCGAUGAUUACGAUCAUCAUGUCUAUUGGUUUUUCGAUCGAAUUUUCAGGUAGGCUAUAGAAAAAAGUCCAUUGAUUAGAUUUUAUCACUGUAGUUUUCGAAAAUAUUCAAAAAAAAAAAUUCUCUAAUAUUUUUUACAUGAAAUGAUGAGUAUCUGGAGCGAAGAACACAUCUUUGAGAGAAGCAAAAAGUACCGUAUCUCAAAAAAUGUCUACAGUAACCCAAGAUGGUAUGUACUGAAAAAGCUUCAUAAUUGAAUUACCUAUCGAUUGAUACACAGCAAAUGACACAUCUUUGAGAGGAUUAAAAAAGUACCGUAUCUCAAAAAAAUUCUACAGUAACCCAAAAUGGUAUGUACUUAAAAAGUUUCAAAAUUGAGUUACCUAUCGAUUGACACACAGCAAAUAACACAUUUUUGAAAGGAUUGAAAGGUACCGUAUCUCAAAAAAAAUUCUACUGUAACCCAAAUUGGUAUGUACUGAAAAAAAGUUACAAAAUUGAAUUACCUAUCGAUUGAUAUACAGUAAAUGACACAUUUUUGAGAGGAUUAAAAAAGUGCCGUAUCUCAAAAAAAUUCUACAGUAACCCAAGAUGAUAUGUACUGAAAAAGUUUCAAAAUUGAAUUACCUAUCGAUUGAUAUACAGUAAAUGACACAUUUUUGAGAGGAUUAAAAAAGUGCCGUAUCUCAAAAAAAUUCUACAGUAACCCAAGAUGAUAUGUACUGAAAAAGUUUCAAAAUUGAAUUACUUAUCGAUUGAUAUACAGAAAAUGACACAUUUUUGAAAGGAUUGAAAAAGUACCGUAUCUCAAAAAAAUUCUACAGUAACCCAAGAGGAUAUCUACUGAAAAAGUUUCAAAGUUGAAUUACCUAUCGAGUCAUAUACAUUUUGCCUAGGAAAAAACUUUUUCUUUGUUUUUCAACUGCCUACAGUAACCUGGCUACGGAAUGAUUACAGUAAACUGGUUACGGUAAGAGGAGAUAUCUCAAAGAGGUGUGUACGCAAUUGUGAUGAUGGUCUCUGGAUUGAAUUUCAUCAAAAUCAAAAAAAAAAAAAUUAUUUUGCUUUUUCUUGGAUUAGGUAACACCGGACGCCCCCCGGAUGUUCCUGAGUUUUUGUAGGAAGCACUUAAGAGGCCUGAAGUCGCUAAAGAGAUCACUAGAAAUGCUCAGAAGCGUCCGGUUUUCAUUAUUGAGCUCCUAGUGAUUUUCUAGAUUCACGGACAGAAUCUAGAGGCCUUCUUAUGAAGCCUAAAGAGAAAAAUCUGUCCGAAAAAGGAGAAAAUCCUAUAAAUUCAGCCCAUAUUACCCACGGAUUCGUCAGUAAUCCCGGCGAUUUGUCGGCAUUUGAUAGAUGCGUCGACGCAAUGGAAAAGCUGGCUUGGCCUGGUGAGAAGCUACCGUAAUCCCCAUCGUAACUUUCUCGAAAUCUACAGUAGUCCAUGGAAGUUUGUCGACGAUCCUUGGAGUGACCGUCCUGGCGUUCAUCGACUCCUACAUGGUCCUCGUCUUCUUCAAGACCAUCUUUUUGGUCAUCGUCAUUGGUAUGUUGUGGUUACUGUAGCUUUGGUAUUACUGUGUGUGAAGCUUUCUUGGAUAAUUUUUGUGAAUUUAUGAGGAACUUGCCUCGAAAUUCUUUUUUUAUUCUGCCAUUAUAAUCACCUUGAAGACGUUAUGAUAGAACUUCUAGUAGAUUUAUUUCAGCCAUUAGAAAAAUUAACUGAUAAUUUAGACCUUGAAUAAUUGAUAUAGUUCGUUUCAGGACCAAUAGGAGAACAAUCAAGGCUUUUACCUUUAUUUUUAAAGUUCAAUAAUCGGAGCUAGGCUAGAUUUUUCGAGAUUUUGAUUGGAAAUUUAGAAGAAACACGAGGGUUUUGAAUGAAAAAUUAGGUUUUGAGGUGAAAAUUAAUUUCCUCAGGAAUAAUUGAAGGACUGUGAGUAACUAUAUUUUGAAAUUUAAAGCCUGAACUCCUUUUUGAGGUCUUACAAGGAGGUUAUUUUACUUCGAGGUAGGGAAUUUAUAAAAAUUGUCCAAAAAGCUCAUUGAUAUACCAAAAGAGAGUCCUGGAGUUCUCAUCCUCUGAAAGUUCCUAGUUUUCGAGAAAUAAGGGCUCGAAGCCCAAAAAAGGCCCAUUUCAACGCGUUCUGAGGUUUUUCUUUAACUUUAAGGUGUCCUUUCUUAAAAACUAAGAAACUGUGCAUGUUGAAUCUUUUAGGAUAUCAACUUGGAAGUGAAAUGACCUUCCUUGUUAGGAAAGUUUACAGAUGGUAUAAAGUUAAGAAUGUUUCCAUUUCUAGGUAGUACGACUAGAAUAUAGUGACACUUUGGCGGAGACUGCUAGGAUGAUUUUCUUACUCAACCAGAUUGAAAUUUUCGACUUUUGAGAGACCCUAACUUUUUUCACAGACCUCCUCGGCAGUUUUUGAGAGCAUUUUUGGAAUCAGCAGGAAAAACUACAUCUAGUAAACCAGGUCUCAUUGGGAAGUUCGAAUGAGAUCCAGGGCCAUUCCCUGGUUAGGUAAAUUUCUUUGUGCCAUGGCUACUCUGAUUUGAGGAUCGCCACAACUCUUUCUUUGACAUACACUGUUUCGUCGUUAUCUAGCUGCGAGAAAACGACGAAAUAGUGCGUGUCAGACAAAGAGUUGUGGCGAUCUUUUGGAGCCCCAUGUCAGAGCAGAGCGUUAGAAAGCGAAGCUAAGAUUUUAUUUUCGAAAAAAAAGGCUGAGGGGUCUUCUAAUAUCAGUCCCGUAUGGAAAACUUGAUCAGUACGACUGGAGUAAAUAAAUUUGAUGUAUCUGAUAAAAUCUUUCAUUUUCCUCCCUCCAGGAGCCUGCCACGCGUUGAUCCUGCUCCCGAUCCUUCUCUCCGUGACGAUUCCAUACGUCGAACGGUUCGACGGCUACCUUCAGUCCCGUCGCAGGAAACGGAAACUUCGAAAAACCGCCAACGUUAACAAAAACAGCGUCUAUGCGAUCAAUUUGCCUGUCAAUGUGUCUUCAUGA